Messenger RNA from Danaus plexippus (monarch butterfly), 940 nucleotides. RefSeq lists its product as uncharacterized. Gene Ontology annotation, cellular component: nucleus; transcription regulator complex. The record is from RefSeq and is a predicted model, not a curated record. Gene Ontology annotation, molecular function: DNA binding. Lineage: Eukaryota; Metazoa; Arthropoda; Insecta; Lepidoptera; Nymphalidae. The coding region runs from base 71 to 808 and encodes 245 amino acids. Gene Ontology annotation, biological process: regulation of transcription by RNA polymerase II. The transcript has 2 exons.
GCAACACUAAGUCGUGAGUCGUGACACGGAUCGAUCGCCGACGAUCGCUGGACGACGCGUCCGACGCGCCAUGUUGUUCCACGAGAAGCUGGACAUCAAGCUGAUCCGGCUGGUGAGAGAGAAUCCCGUGCUCUACGACCACAACAAUGUUAAAUACAUGGACUUCAACGCCAGGGAGGUCGCCUGGCAGAAGAUAGGCGACGAGCUCAAGAGAUCCGCCGCCGACUGUAAGGUGAGGUGGAUUAAUAUAAGAGAUGUGUACAGGAGAAUUUUAAGGAAAAAUCUGGAACCGACCGGAUUGAGGCCGAAAAUGUAUAAAUAUGAAAAUGAGGUAUCGUUUUUAAGACCGUUCUUCAAGGAUGUGUCGAUACAGAACGAGGAGUACGACACGGAUGAGAGAAGUAACGACCAAGGAAACGACGAUUGCGGCGACGAACCGCCCAUGGACAGCGACAACUCCGAGGGGCCCAUACACAAAGCGAAAAUAAAGAGAUCCUGUAAAUCUAGUUCCAAGAAGAAGAAGAAGAAGAAAACGUUUGAGGAAGUGGAUCCGAUGUCCGCUGCAACCUUCGCUGAUGGCGCUCCUCCAUCAGAAUUCGAUGCCUCCGACCCUGUCGACGCGUUUUUGUUGAGCAUCGGCGCCACUUUGAAGACAUUCUCGCCAUAUCAUUUAAAUCUCGCCAAAAGCAAGAUCUUCUCAGUGGUCCAAGAACACGACCUUCAGCAAAUAGUGCAAAAACAACAGCACAAUGACGUGUCACCGCACGAUAUUAAGAUUUCCGCGUCGGAAGCGAUUUACAUGCAGUAAUAUUCAUUUAACUUAUUUAAACCUGUAUUAUGAACUUGUAACGUUAUUGUUUUUUAGUUUUAUUAUUAGGUUAUUAUCCUUAAGUACUGUUAUUUAUCUAUAGUAAAAAAAUAAAUCAUAAACAAUAAAUUA